GCGUGCCGGAAGUCGGAAGCCGGAAACAGCGAGCAUGUGUCCUCUGGAGUUUUUGACGCAGAGCUAAAGUGAAAACAUUCAUCCCUACAGACCAACUAAGCCACCAUGAACAGCUGUAGGAGGAUAGCCUGCGGUGACUGGAGGUCCGGUCUCACCGCCGUCUUCUCUCGGGUCAGACCGCCAACAAACUGCCGCCGGUGGUCGGAGGCAGCUCCGUCCCUCAGCCGGACCCAGGCCGCCGCCGGUCAACAGGCUCCAGACUCCGACACGGGAGAGAAGCCCCGGCUCAUGGCCAUCGACCUGGCGAGGAAGCUCAGGCAGGAGAAGGCGAAGCUCCAGCAGGGGAAGAAGAAACCCCGGGUGGAGGUGGAGGUGGAGGUGGAGGAGGAGGGAGCCCGGCUGUCCGACCAGGAGAAGAGGGUGAUAGAGCUGAAACGGUUCACCAUGCAGCUGCAACAUGUUCAUCCUAACGUGCUGGCCAAACACCUGAACAGAGGCGUACUGUACCAGGACAAAGAUGUGGUCGUCAUCAACAAACCGUACGGGGUCCCUGUCAGAGAGGACCGUGGGGUCACAUCCAUCUCCUCUGUGCUUCCCGUUCUCGCCAAACUGAUGGACGGGACGAAGGUCAAGUCUGACUCUCAGCUGUUUCCGUGUCUGAAGCUGGAGAAGGAAACAGCGGGAGCUCUGCUGCUGGCACGGACGGAAGAAGUCGUGGAGCACAUACUCAAUCUCAACAAAUACAACCAGGUGCAGAGGAAGUACUGGGUCAUCGUAGUGGGCGUACCUGUUCCAUCUAAAGGAACGAUUGACAUCCCCAUCAUAGAGAGGGAGGUCAAAGGCUCUCGGCCACACUACAAGAUGGCUCUAAGUCCUCUUUUCAAGAUGAAUGAGACGGGCGACGGUGUGACCAAAGUCCGCGGCCAUCGACAGGCCCAGCCUGCAGUCACCAAGUACAGAGUCGUGGACAGCAGCUGUGGCUGCAGCCUCGUGGAGCUCCAGCCCCUGAGCGAGGUGAAGCACCAGAUGAGAGUCCACAUGGCACUUGCUCUGGCAUGCCCCAUUCUUGGUGACCACAAAUAUUCCGAUUGGAACAAACUGGCUCCCCAGAUAUUACCAGAGCGCGUGCUGGGAAAGCUCGGACUGGAACAGAGCAAGGUCCGGCAUCUUCCUCUUCAUGUGCUCGCUCGAAAGCUGACGCUGCCCGGAAGAGAUCAAGUCGACAUCAGUGCGUCCUCUCCCGUGCCCAAAUACUUCAUGCAAACGAUAAAUCGACUGAAAUUAACUUUUGAGGACGAUUAAAAAACACCUCUGCCAUCCAAGUGAUGUCUAAAUGCAGCAGGUUGUGGAAGACGUCUGGACUGAAAUGUGGAGGAAAACUGUGUAAUGUGUGCCAUAGUACCAAGCAGGAUUUGCGAGGUUAUGUAAAAUUAUCAAACGGAAAAUGACUGUACAGUGCUAUACAACUCAUUUUUAGUAAUAAACAAAUGAAGCAAAA
This is a messenger RNA of Centropristis striata (black sea bass), 1498 nucleotides long. It is a transcript of the gene rpusd4, whose product is annotated as RNA pseudouridine synthase D4. Gene Ontology annotation, biological process: pseudouridine synthesis. Gene Ontology annotation, molecular function: pseudouridine synthase activity; RNA binding. The record is from RefSeq and is a predicted model, not a curated record. The transcript has 6 exons. Bases 106 to 1302 code for a protein of 398 amino acids. NCBI's taxonomy places the organism in Eukaryota, Metazoa, Chordata, Actinopteri, Perciformes, Serranidae.